GAAUAUAAGUUUCGAAAAAUGUUAAUGGGAAGGACUCGUUUCCCGCUUGAAUUUUUGGAAGUUGAAUUACUUAAAUGUGGAUCAAAGAUCGAAUAUGAAAUCUGUGCCGAAGAAACGAUUAAAAGCAAAUAAAUUAAAUAAACGUAAUUACGAAAGAGAGGUUGCGCAUGAGAUACAUUUACCCGCGGAGACUGUGUUUUCAGGUAUGGGUACCGCUACUAGCUUCAAAAGAACUCCGCAAUCACCAAAUGUUUCAUCCGUUUUCAUUUCCACCGAGUCUCGAAAUAUAUUUUCAGGACAAGCAACUGUAAAGGAUUUAAAUCCAAUAGCGAUCAAGUUAGAGCAAUUAUCAAAUUUUCCAGCCGAGCUGAUUAUUGAAAAUGGUUUCAAAUAUUUGUACGUAAAAAUUCCUUUUCUGAAUCACACGAUCAUCACACCAUACUAUACUCCAAAUAGAAUAAUGUAUUUCGAAUUUAUUAAAUGCUUCCUUUGCAAGGAGAUCAGUCCAGAAGAACUAAUUAAUUUUCUUACUACAAAAUUUCUCAUUGUCGAGGUAAGAUGAAAUUAAUAUUUUCAGAAUGAAAUUCAUUAAAUUAAUGGAUCAAUAUUUUUCUGUUUAGAUCAUUUGGCAUAACG
Osmia bicornis bicornis is the source of this 636-nucleotide messenger RNA. RefSeq lists its product as uncharacterized. Lineage: Eukaryota; Metazoa; Arthropoda; Insecta; Hymenoptera; Megachilidae. The record is from RefSeq and is a predicted model, not a curated record.